AUGUCGACUUCUCAACUCCCAAUACGCGUCCUAGAGGAUGAAAAAAUCGUCCUCUCGGACGGCACUGUCCUCUCGGCCCUGAUCUGGAUGCCCAAGAAUGCAGAGGCCAGCCAUGUUCCAGCAAUCCUCGAGUACUUGCCCUACCGAAAACGAGAUGGCACCUCCUUUCGGGACGCCCUCAAUCAUCCCUACGUCGCCGCCCAUGGGUAUGCCUGCGUCCGCGUCGACAUGCGAGGCUCAGGAGACUCGGAAGGCGUCCUACUCGGCGAGUAUCUCAAGCAGGAGCAGGAUGACGCCCUGGAGAUUCUGCAGUGGAUCGCGUCUCAAGCGUGGUGCACUGGGUCUAUCGGCAUGAUGGGGAUCUCCUGGGGAGGCUUCAACGGGCUUCAAGUCGCCGCUCGACGUCCCAAGGAGCUCAAGGCGGUCAUCUCGCUCUGCUCUACUGAUGACCGCUACGACAAUGACGUCCACUACAUGGGCGGCUGUCAGCUUGUCGACAACUUCCUCUGGGGAGCCACCAUGUUCUCCAUUGCGCCCACGCCGCCCGAUCCAGCCCUCGUCGGCGACAAGUGGCGUGACAUGUGGAUGGAACGCCUGGAGACGGGCUCGCCUUAUAUUGAGGGGUGGCACCAGCAUCAGAGACGCGACGAGUUCUGGGAACAUGCGUCCAUCUGCCAGGACUACAGCGCCGUCCAGUGCCCCGUCUACCUCGUCGGCGGUUGGCACGACCCCUAUUCCAACUCCAUCUUCCGCAUGCUAGAGCACCUCGAGUGUCCCAAGAAGGGCCUAGUUGGGCCCUGGGCGCACAAGUACCCCAACUUUGCAGUGCCCAGGCCGCAGAUUGGCUUCCUGCAGGAGAUGCUGCGUUGGUGGGAUAAGUGGCUCAAGGGCAAGGAGACGGGCAUCAUGGAUGAGCCCAUGUUGCGGUGCUAUCUGGAGGACACGACGCCGCCGCAGAGAUUCUAUACCCAUCGGCCUGGACGAUGGGUUGCUGAGACGAGUUGGCCUAGCGGGAGGGGCUCAACCAAGGUCUUGAGUCUUGCGCCAGGACAGCUGCUUGAUGGUGCCUUGAUCAGUAAGCAGCACAUCUCGUUCUGCUCGCCUCAGACUGUUGGGUUCGCCGCUGGGAGAUGGGUUCCCUACGGUUUCGACUCGGACUUGCCUGGUGACCAGCGUGACGAGGCUGCUGGCUCCCAGGUGUUUGACACUGAGCCGCUUACCCAGCCUCUGGAGUUCCUUGGUCCCAUCAUGGUUCGUCUUCGCAUCGCUAGCGACAAGCCAAACGCCUUCAUCGCAGCCGUCGUCUCCGAGGUGCUGCCGGACGGUUCAGCGACAAGGCUCACCUACGGAGUUUUGAAUCUCACCCACCGUGAGGGUCAUGUAGACCUGAAGCCUCUCGAGCCAGGCCAGUUCUACGACGUAGCCGUCAAGUUGAACGAGUGCGGCCAACGCGUAGGCGUCGGAAGCGUUCUCCGUCUCGCGCUAUCGUCGUCAUAUUUCCCGACCGUAUGGCCCUCGCCCGAAGCUGCAACUCUGACGGUUGAUUGUGCUGCCAGCACUCUGGAACUUCCAACCCGGCCAUCUUGUCCGGAGGAUGACCGUUUGGCGGCUUUCGAACCUCCUGUGUGCAGCCCGCCACUCAAGGCCAAGACACUGCGCCCUCCUGGGAACAAGAACAGCAUCGCCAAGAACUUGGAGACAGAUGAGGUCACCAUUAGCUUUGACGCUGACGAGGGACUGUUUGAGAAUGAAGAGAAUGGAUGGCGCUUUGGGGGCUUUACCAAAGUCACCUGCAGUGUCCGGCCAGAUGACCCCCUGUCGGCACAGGCUGACCAGAACUUUCGUCAAGAGUUUGGCCGCGAGGAUUUGAGUCUGGCUAUCGAUGGUUGGACUAAAAUGACGGCCACCAAGACGGACUGGCUGAUCAACACGCGGAUGGAAGCGUGGGAGAACAAGGACAAGAUCUUUGAGCGGGAACACUCUUACAAGAUCCCUCGUGACCACAUGUAG
This is a messenger RNA of Fusarium keratoplasticum, 2010 nucleotides long. Its product is annotated as PepX-C domain-containing protein. The record is from RefSeq and is a predicted model, not a curated record. The transcript has a single exon. Gene Ontology annotation, molecular function: dipeptidyl-peptidase activity. Bases 1 to 2010 code for a protein of 669 amino acids. NCBI's taxonomy places the organism in Eukaryota, Fungi, Ascomycota, Sordariomycetes, Hypocreales, Nectriaceae.